Molecule: messenger RNA, 2177 nt
Organism: Rhinolophus ferrumequinum (greater horseshoe bat)
Lineage: Eukaryota; Metazoa; Chordata; Mammalia; Chiroptera; Rhinolophidae
Gene: MDH2
Product: malate dehydrogenase 2
Exons: 9
Coding region: 134-1150 (338 amino acids)
Biological process (GO): malate metabolic process; tricarboxylic acid cycle
Cellular component (GO): cytoplasm; mitochondrion
Molecular function (GO): L-malate dehydrogenase (NAD+) activity
Source: RefSeq, a predicted model, not a curated record
CCGGAAGCCGGGCCACUCUUGCUAGGCCAGGCGGAGCGGAGCCAAGAGGCACUUUGCAGUGUGGAGGUCGUUCGAGUCACUUGUCUGCCGCCUGCUCCUUGCCUUGCCGGUUCGCGCCCCGCCCGCCCCAGCCAUGCUCUCCGUCCUCGCCCGGCCUACCGGCGCCGCUCUCCGCCGCAGCUUCAGCACCUCGGCCCAGAACAAUGCUAAAGUAGCCGUGCUCGGGGCUUCCGGAGGAAUUGGGCAGCCCCUUUCGCUUCUCCUGAAGAACAGCCCUUUGGUGAGCCGCCUGACGCUCUACGAUCUUGCUCAUACACCCGGAGUGGCUGCAGAUCUGAGCCACAUCGAGACCAGAGCGACGGUGAAAGGCUACCUUGGACCUGAGCAGUUGCCAGACUGCCUGAAAGGUUGUGACGUGGUGGUUAUUCCAGCUGGAGUCCCGAGAAAACCAGGCAUGACACGGGACGACCUGUUCAAUACCAACGCCACGAUUGUGGCCACCCUGACCGCCGCCUGUGCCCAGCACUGCCCUGAGGCCAUGAUCUGCAUCAUUUCAAAUCCGGUUAACUCCACCAUCCCAAUCACCUCGGAGGUGUUCAAGAAACAUGGAGUCUACAAUCCCAGUAAAAUCUUUGGUGUGACAACCCUGGAUGUGGUCAGAGCCAACGCUUUUGUUGCACAGCUGAAGGGUUUGGAUCCAGCUCGGGUCAACGUGCCUGUGAUCGGUGGCCAUGCCGGGAAGACCAUCAUCCCCCUGAUCUCUCAGUGCACCCCGAAGGUGGACUUUCCCCAGGACCAGCUGACAGCCCUCACUGGGCGCAUCCAGGAGGCCGGCACGGAGGUGGUCAAGGCUAAAGCUGGAGCAGGCUCUGCCACCUUGUCCAUGGCGUAUGCCGGAGCCCGGUUUGUCUUUUCCCUUGUGGAUGCAAUCAACGGAAAGGAAGGAGUUGUCGAAUGUUCCUUUGUGAAGUCCCAAGAAACGGACUGUGCCUAUUUCUCCACACCAUUGCUGCUGGGGAAAAAGGGCAUCGAGAAGAAUCUCGGCAUGGGCAAACUCUCCCCUUUCGAAGAGAAGAUGGUGGCGGAGGCCAUUCCUGAGCUGAAGGCCUCAAUCAAGAAAGGAGAGGAGUUUGUAAAGAACAUGAAAUGAGAGCAGUUAGUGAGCGGUCCGCUUCCUUAACUUAUUAAGGCACCACGUCACUGUAAAGCCAUCUCGGACACCUCCGUAUUUCUAUUUGCUUUCAUGAUGAGUAGUAAGUCUACUAAUGUUACCAUCCCUCCCCCACUGCGGGCAGUCUCCUGGUGGAGCCAAAAGUCGGCUUUGAUUUUUCUUUUUCAAAGUCUCUUCCAUAAAUACAGUGCUUUCUUCCCCAUUAAAACUGACUUCAGAGUGUCUGGUGUUUCUUUCAUCACGAAUCAGAACCAGAUGUUUAUUUAAAUAUUAGACUGAAGCAAGACAGUUUCAUCGGUAGCUUCAAGAAAAUCUGAAAUGUUUAUCAGUAACUACUCCUACUCUGCACCAUUGCGUCCCUCAGCUGUGUAAACUGAAAGAAGGGUCAGCUCAGGCCAGUUCCUCAUAGUCCUUCCACCCAUGUGGGUGCCAGGCCACUUCUCUGUCCCUGGGUCUGUGCGGCAUUUCCCAGCUAAGCGAACGGCACCACCUUCUGCGUUAGAGCUGUCUUGGCUGACCUCUGGCCCCCUCUGAAUUUUCUCCUCUCCUGAUGGAGCCCUAAUACUUAGUGACAGUGACAUCCCACAGCCAAUAUGGUGAGGAAAGCUCGACAGGCAGGAACAGCCGAAAUGCGAGCUGCCGCGCAGGGCUGAAGACACUGCUGUGCUCGGAAAGGGGCCUGAAAGGGACAUUGUCUCACUAGCCGGGCUUAGAACAAAUGUGAGGAAUUAAAGGGAGACCUGAUUUCCUAUAGUGUUGGGCACUGUCUGCUCCCCAGAAGCCAUGACUUCUGAUAGAGAAACAGAACUCCAUGCCUAAGAGAACUUGCUGGCAGCAGGUGAUGGCCUUCCAUUGACGUGACGGGGCAGGUGGGGGUGGAACGACACCCGGUGGAUCUAAAACAUUUUACAAUCAAGUAUGAUGUCAUUGUCUUCUUAAAUGAGUAAUGUUCAUUGUUUAAAACCUGAAAUGGAGCCAAAAAAUAAAGCAGGAAAUACUCACUGGU